GCUACACUCUCAAUAUCCUGGUGGACUGUUGGUUUCACUACAUCACUGGAAUCAUGAAUAUCAUUCCCUCGUACCUCAUACUGAUGCUCGUAUUCCAUCCAGUCCUUACUGAAACCAAACGGUCAUCAUAUGUUAUGUAUCAACACAAAAAUGUCAACCAGAACGGGAACUAUGCAUUCCUAACACUUCAAAAUAUAUCGACACUGCAACUAUGCGCAACAAAUUGUCAUUUUGACAGUAAAUGUAACGCAUUUACCUUUCAAGCAGAUAGCAGCACGUGUCAAUUUGUACAAAAUGGUAGCUUCCCGUACUCACAGUUGAAGUCAGUUUUUGCAUCUCAGCCGCAAUUGUGCCAUGACAUGUCUUCGUCGACACCAUCGGGCGUGUACUCCAUCGUACUGGCACCUCCGCAUAUAGUUGAAGUUUAUUGUGACAUGGACACACUUGGAGGAGGAUGGACCGUCAUACAAAACAGGUAUGAUGGUAGCGUUGAUUUUUACAAAACAUGGGAAGAAUACAAAGCUGGAUUUGGAAAUGCAAGAUAUGAAUAUUGGCUUGGAAAUGAAAACAUCCAUUUGUUUUCAUCACUUUUUGGUGAAUGUGAGCUAGGGGUAGAAAUUGCAGAUGUUAACGGUUUAAUGUUCUUUGCGACUUACGAUAGAUUCCUUUUGGCCGGGGAAAGUGACGACUACAGGUUGACAGUUCUAGACGACUAUGUAGGGGAUAUGUAUCAUAACAAGUUUCAGUAUCACCAGUAUGUUCAAUUCUCUACCAAGGACAGGGAAAACGACCACAACUGUUCCCAGACAAUGCAUGGUGGAUGGUGGUACUCUUUAUUCUCAACAUGUGGCGGAAUCAAUCUGAAUGGUCGUUAUGAUCCGCAAAGUAGUACUUAUGACGUCAUGCACUGGGAAGAACUCACCGUUAGCUCUCCUUUCUACACGCCGCUCUCGGCGUCUAAAAUGAUGAUACGUCCAAAGUCGUAGCUUCAAACCAAGCUCCGAAACAGAGGGUGUUUUUCGUGAUAUAUGAUAUGAACUUGUGUUUUUACAAAAUUACAAAGGUACGGAUUUCGGGUUAUUUACACUUCUUUAGUCUCGGCCAAAUUUCUUUAAAUUGCAUCAAAAACAGCAUAGUCACAUGUAAAUAUGAUUACUUCAGUUCGGGUGAUUAGCGAUGAUUUUCAUUCCAUUAGUGCCCUGUUGGAAUAGAGUCCUCAGUAGUUAUUAUGUGCUUCAUAGUGAAUUUCUACUGUAAUGAUUUACAUGUAGUUUAGGAGCGUUGAUUCACACUUUCUUUUACGUUAAGUAUGCUAUAUAUUUCUGAUGAAAUUCUUAGUUUUAAUUUUUGCAAAAAAUGGUCACUUGGGAAUUUUUGGAGGGGUACCCUCCCCCUGGAACAGUGACGUAUCAAUCUUUUGGUAAGACCACGUGCAUUUUUUUGAUUACUAGGUUUUGUCAGUUUGUAAAAGUGGCAAUUUGAAAGCGUAACGAAGUAUUUAGAACACUUUUGUAGAAGGAGAAAUAUGAUAUUGCUUCCGUCCUUCACGUAAAAUAUAUUUAUCUUUACUAAUGUGGAACAUUUUAUUCCGAGACUCUUUCUCCUAAUUUUUCAUGAUUAAAUAAGUUGUUACAUGGGUUGUGACUGGAGCUUCUUAUGAUUUUAGUUGCAACUUAGACACAAACAGAAAUGUACAUUGUUGUAAUUUAUAUACAAGUGUACUUAACAUUAAGAUUUGAUAAAAUAUAGAAAUUAUCAUCGUUCUUAAAUCCUUUAAUUCUUCUAAUUUAUCAAUGCAGGCAAAGUGUCAGAAAGACAUCUUUGAUAUUUUGAAAGGAACUUCCUUCGAAUACCCAUUUCGAUAUAACAUCUGAUUUCAUUUGUUUUUGUUUGUUUUUGUUUUUGUUUUUAUUCGUAUUAUCAAUGGGUUGCGAAGUUGUGGUCCGCUCAUAUUAUGCUAGGUUUUAUCUCCUCUCACAAUAUGCUUUGUUUUAUCUCCUCUCAUGAUGUAUAGAGGAUAAGGAAUGGUUUCCCGUUUAUUAUAACAUAUACUUUACGAGAAUGGCAGAAUAUCGAUAUUUUCACGAUUGCUAAGCACGAAUGAAAAUUAUCGAAAUAUUCUGUCAUACGAGUGAUUCAAUUUUCUUUUUAUUGCGGUUUUUAUACUUAAUAACAAAAUAAUCAAAAUAUCACAUCUGAUUUCGUUCGUUUUUUUAUUCGCAUUAUCAUUGGGUUGGGAAGUUGUGUUCCUCUCAUAUUACGCCAUGGUUUAUCUCCGCUCACAAUUUGCUUUGUUUUAUCUCCGCUCACAAUAUGCUUUGUUUCAUCUCCCCUAACAAUAUGCUUUGUUUUAUCUCCCCUAACAAUAUGCUUUGUUUUAUCACCGCUCACAAUAUGCUUUGUUUUAUCACCGCUCACAAUAUGCUUUGUUUUAUCUCCCCUAACAAUAUGCUUUGUUUUAUCUCGUCUCACAAUAUGCUUUGUUUCAUCUCCCCUAACAAUAUGCUUUGUUUUAUCUCGUCUCACAAUAUGCUUUGUUUUAUCUCCUCUCACAAUAUUUAGAGGAUAUUGAAUGGUUUUCCGUUUAAUAUAACAUACAUGUAUAUUUCACGAGUAUUUGUUUUUCAUGCAGAAAUUAUAGGGUAGAUUACAAAUACAAUUUCUCACAUCAAUUACCCCUAAACUUGUAAAUUAUUCACAUUUGAUCAACAAUUAUGUACAUGAUAGAUUAUUCUAUUUUGACUAGCACUACCCAAUAUUUCACUGGGGCAAUGUAGCCGCUAACGUUACAGCCAGUCAGGGUCAAGGGUAGUGUAUUAGGUCACACCAUAUAAAUACCCAAUACUGCACUUGAGCAAUGCAACCAAAGAGUUACAGCCAGUAUUGUCCCAUUAUAUUUUUUCAUCUACCAGUUCGGCGUUGCAAGGAUUCCUUGCACUGUGUCACAUCUAUACGAGAGCAGAACAAUCACUCAAAUAUUUGUAGCAAACAGGACAUUGUCCCCACAGCUACAAACCAACGAAUCAACUGAGUCGAUGAAUAGUAUAAUGGUUUAUGUAGCCCCAAAAUAUGCCGAUAUAUGUAUAUAGAUAUGUUAUGUUGUAUAUAGGGUCUAGUAAGUAAUAACCACGGUAUGAUUCAAUAUAGGUACUGGAUUAUAACAAACAA
This is a messenger RNA of Pecten maximus, 3168 nucleotides long. Its product is annotated as ficolin-3-like. Bases 54 to 986 code for a protein of 310 amino acids. The transcript has a single exon. The record is from RefSeq and is a predicted model, not a curated record. Lineage: Eukaryota; Metazoa; Mollusca; Bivalvia; Pectinida; Pectinidae.